AUGCUCAAGAGGCUCGGGGGCUUGGGCUUGAGCAGGGGAGGAGUUUUGGCCCGCGCGGCCGGGGCGUGGCUUACCCUUCCGAGCACCGCUAUCGCACAGACGAUCGCGCGCACGCCGGGCAUCUCCUGGGUCCUUAUCGAUGCUGAGCACGGGCUGAUCACGGACCACCACUUCUACGACCUGAACAACGCCGUCGCCGCGAGCGGGGCGUCGCCGCUGAUCCGCAUCCCCGCGGACGAGCCGUGGAUGAUCAAGCGCGCAUUGGACUCUGGGGCGCACGGCAUCAUGGUCCCCAUGGCCAACACGCCAGAGCUCGUGCGAAAGGUCGUCGCGGCGUGCAAGUACCCGCCCGUCGGGAUCCGCGGGUACGGCCCGAUGUUCACUCACGCCGCCGGCGCGCUGAACGCGGCCUACAAAGACGCCGCGAACGACGCGGUCCUCGUGACCGUGCAGAUCGAGCACCCCGACGCCGUCGCGCAGAUCGCCGCCAUCGUGCGCGAGGGCAUCGACGCGACCUUCAUCGGCCCGUUCGACCUCGCGGUGAGCAUGGGCGCCGAGUUCGGCGGGGCCGCGCACGAGGCCGCGAUCGCGCGCAUCCUGGAGGAGACGCACCGGGCGGGCAAGGUCGCGGGCAUCUUCUGCCUAACGGGGGAACAGGCCGAGCGGCGGUUCGCGCAGGGCUUCGACAUGGUCAGCGUCGCGACGGACAUCGACACGCUCGCGGACGGGUUCGGCGCGGCGCUCAGUAAAGUUUCUGGUGUGCAAUGA
This is a messenger RNA of Mycena indigotica, 768 nucleotides long. Its product is annotated as putative Phosphoenolpyruvate/pyruvate domain-containing protein. Gene Ontology annotation, molecular function: aldehyde-lyase activity. Lineage: Eukaryota; Fungi; Basidiomycota; Agaricomycetes; Agaricales; Mycenaceae. The transcript has 9 exons. The record is from RefSeq and is a predicted model, not a curated record. Gene Ontology annotation, cellular component: cytoplasm. The coding region runs from base 1 to 768 and encodes 255 amino acids.